AUGGGUGAUGGUUGUCAAGUGAAUAAGGAUUCACAGAUAAGUAAAAAUUUGUUACAUUCUGUAGUAGAAAGUUUUAAGAGCAUAAAAGAAAAUACUGUACAGGAUCAAAUAUUGAUAACGCCAGUUGGUAAGUUGAAAAGUUGUUUAGAACACUGGAAAGCUGCUGGGGCUAAUCAAUACAUUUUAGAUGUAGUAGAACAUGGCUACGAAUUGCCAUUUAGAAAUAUUCCUAGUUCUGUUCGUCUAAAAAAUAACAAAUCGGCCAGAGAUAAUCCAAAAUUUGCAUCAGGUGAGAUUAAAAAUUUACUUUUGAAAGGUUGUGUAACUGAGUUUCAAGAAACACCGUAUAUCGUAAAUCCCCUCACAGUGGCUUAUGGGAAAUCAGGUAAGCCUCGACUCGUGCUAGAUUGUAGACAUAUAAAUCUCGAGCUUUUCAAAUAUAAAUGUUGUUUUGAGGAUCAGUCGGUUGCUAAGCAACUUUUCACAACUGGGGACUAUUUGUUUUCUUUUGAUAUAAGAAGUGCGUAUCAUCAUAUCAUGAUUUUUCAAGAACAUAAAACAUAUUUAUGCUUUUCAUGGGAGUGUGACGGUCAAGCUCACUAUGAUGUUUUUAAUGUGCCUCCUUUCGGAAUUUCAACAGCAGACUUCAUAUUUACUAAGGUUUUGAGAGUAGUUGUGACUAAGUGGAGAUCCCAAGGGUUUAGAACAGUAUUAUUUCUGGAUGAUGGGCUCAGUGGUGAGAGUACGUACACUAGGGCUUUACAGGCAUCUCAGUUUAUGCAUCAAGAUUUGAUUAUGUUUGGGUUUUUGAUAGCAGAAGACAAAUGUCAUUGGGAACCAUGCCAAAGUAUCGUAUGGCUAGGUUAUUUAUGGGAUACAUGCAGGGGUAUCUUUAUGGUCACAGAAGAUCGUAUACAAAAAACAGAAAGGUUGUUGAAAGAAUUCAUGGAAAUGAUAGGAAAAGCCAGGAAAGCUAACAGAAAGAGGCAGAGGCAGAAACAGCAUUUUUGA
Molecule: messenger RNA, 1011 nt
Organism: Mercenaria mercenaria
Lineage: Eukaryota; Metazoa; Mollusca; Bivalvia; Venerida; Veneridae
Exons: 2
Coding region: 1-1011 (336 amino acids)
Source: RefSeq, a predicted model, not a curated record